This is a messenger RNA of Lampris incognitus (smalleye Pacific opah), 1547 nucleotides long. RefSeq names its product neuropeptide Y receptor Y7 (gene npy7r). Gene Ontology annotation, molecular function: neuropeptide Y receptor activity. Bases 293 to 1423 code for a protein of 376 amino acids. The record is from RefSeq and is a predicted model, not a curated record. Gene Ontology annotation, biological process: G protein-coupled receptor signaling pathway. NCBI's taxonomy places the organism in Eukaryota, Metazoa, Chordata, Actinopteri, Lampriformes, Lampridae. Gene Ontology annotation, cellular component: membrane. The transcript has 2 exons.
UGUAUCACGGCAGACUCGUUUAUGCGGGUGUCGGCGUUGGAAACAAGUGCGGCCAUCAGCUCGCAACUCUCCCAGGCGGUCGCCUCCAUUGAUUCGCCUGCUCGAUACCGAGACGGGAGUGCAGCCGGAGGAGCGCGCAGAGUCUGUCCACGAUAUGCGCGCUGCAGCCGGGGAGGAGCUUCGGGAUUCUUCCCCCCCCUUGUUUGGCGCCUCUCUCAACUGAAGACCCGUUUGCGAAGGGGGAAAUAAGGGGAAAAGGUACUUGGACAGACUGGAACUAGUAUCUAUCAAUAUGAGCCCCACGGACCCCUCAAACAGCACAGGAGAAAUGGGAGCUAGAGAAACAGAUGCCUACCUCUGGUAUCAGGGCACUCUUGCCAAUGACAGCAUCGGUUUCCACAGACCUGGUUUUCACACUGACGUCACCAAGCACUUAGGGGUUCAGAUCACCCUGAUCACAGCCUACACCCUCAUUAUCCUUCUGGGGUUGUUGGGGAACGCUCUGGUCAUCUACAUGAUUAUCCGUUACAGAAACAUGCGAACAGUAACCAACUUCUUCAUAGCCAACCUGGCGCUGGCAGACCUUCUGGUAGACACCCUGUGCUUGCCUUUCACUCUGGUCUACACUCUGCUAGAUGAGUGGAAGUUUGGGGCGGUGCUGUGCCACAUGGUACCCUUUGCCCAGGCCCUGAGUGUGCAUGUGUCCAUCCUGACCCUGACUGUUAUAGCGCUGGAGCGCUACCGCUGCAUCGUCUUUCACCUGGGCCAGCGCCUCACCUGGCGCUCAAGCUUCCUCAUUAUGAUCCUCACCUGGACUCUGUCUGCUUUGCUGGCAGGACCCCUGGCAAUCUUCAGAGAGUACCGCUAUGAGGAGAUCCCCUCCAUUAACCUACGCAUUUCCGUCUGCUCCGAGAAGUGGCCGCAUGGGACCAGCAGGGGCGGAGUGAUCUACAGCCUUUCUAUGCUGCUACUGCAGUAUAUUCUUCCUCUAGCCAUCAUAAGUUAUGCCUAUAUCUGCAUUUGGAUCAAGCUCAAGAAUCACGUCAGUCCAUGCAGCCACAGAGACAGCAUUAACCGGCGCAAAAAAACCACCAAGAUGUUGGCUCUGGUAGUGGUGGUCUUUGCCACCUGUUGGCUACCUUUCCAUGUUUUUCAGCUGGCCAGUGACCUAGACCUGGUGCUCAAAUUCAAAGAGUACAAGCUGAUCUAUACUGUUUUCCACAUUGUGGCCAUGUGCUCCACUUUUACCAAUCCUGUCCUGUAUGGGUGGAUGAAUAGGAACUACAGGAACGGCUUUCUCAUGGUGUUCCGUUGUCAGGACAAGCCGGACAUGUUUCACCCCGAGGGCUCCUUCAGGACACGGUCACUGAGGGGGCUGACUUUGAAUGGUCGUAAUGGAGGACAUCCUCCAACUGCUGUAUGAGAUGAAAAUCUAAACAACAGUAACAACAUUCCUUGACACAUUAUACAGACCUCUCUGUCUUGUUGCACUUGCCUUUUGACUUGGAUUAACUUAUUUGGAGCACCUUUUAUUCAAUGGAGGCGGC